UCCUCUCUGUGCAGGGUCGGUCUGGGGUUCUAGCAGCUGGCCCCGCCCCUACGCCCCCCCCCCCAGCCCCCGUGGAAGAUGCCGGAGCAAAGCAACGACUACCGCGUGGUGGUGUUUGGGGCGGGCGGCGUGGGCAAGAGCUCACUGGUGCUGCGCUUCGUGAAGGGCACCUUCCGAGACACCUACAUCCCCACCAUCGAGGACACCUACCGGCAGGUGAUCAGCUGCGACAAGAGCGUGUGCACCCUGCAGAUCACCGACACCACGGGCAGCCACCAGUUCCCGGCCAUGCAGCGCCUGUCCAUCUCCAAGGGCCACGCCUUCAUCCUGGUGUUCUCGGUGACCAGCAAGCAAUCGCUGGAGGAGCUGGGCCCCAUUUACAGGCUCAUUGUGCAGAUCAAGGGCAGCGUGGAGGACAUCCCGGUCAUGCUGGUGGGCAACAAGUGCGACGAGACGCAGCGCGAAGUGGACACGCGCGAGGCGCAGGCUGUGGCGCAAGAAUGGAAGUGUGCGUUCAUGGAGACCUCCGCCAAGACGAACUACAACGUCACGGAGCUGUUCCAGGAGCUGCUGACGCUGGAGACGCGCCGCAGCAUGAGUCUGAGUAUAGACGGCAAACGUUCCAGCAAGCAGAAGAGGACAGAGCGCGCCAGGGGCAAGUGCGUCCUCAUGUGA
Molecule: messenger RNA, 675 nt
Organism: Orycteropus afer afer
Lineage: Eukaryota; Metazoa; Chordata; Mammalia; Tubulidentata; Orycteropodidae
Gene: DIRAS1
Product: DIRAS family GTPase 1
Biological process (GO): signal transduction
Cellular component (GO): plasma membrane
Molecular function (GO): GTPase activity; GTP binding; GDP binding
Source: RefSeq, a predicted model, not a curated record